UCAUCCCUUUAACCCCUCACACUCGGCUAUCAAAGCAUUUUGGCGGCAUCCCACCACCUCUCUUCCAGACCUUCUCUACUCCCGUCUCAAACGCUACUCUCUCUCUCUCUCUCUCUCUCUCUCUCUCAGAGCAACAAUCAGCGAUGGGAGCCUUGUGUAACCAUGAUAAGCUCUCAAGCUUCACGUCCGCCCACGACCGCAGAUUCUCCAAGCACGUUCACGACAACGUUCACGGCAACAUCUAUCUCGAUCCGCUCUUUAUGAAGUUUAUUGACACUGAAGAGUUCCAGAGACUUCGAGAUCUGAAGCAACUAGGUGUAGCACACAUGGUCUACCCAGGGGCUGUACAUUCUCGGUUUGAGCAUUCACUAGGUGUUUAUUGGCUGGCUGGGGAAGCUGUUCAUAAACUUCAAGCUUACCAAGGAUUGGAGCUUGGAAUUGACCCAUUUGAUAUACAGACAGUAAAACUUGCUGGGCUACUGCAUGAUGUGGGCCAUGGACCAUUCAGCCACACGUUUGAGCAGGCAUUUCUUCCCCGGGUUCUUAAUGGCUCCAAAUGGUCUCAUGAGGAAAUGUCUCUGAAGAUGAUAGACCACAUCGUUGAUGAACACAAUAUUGAAAUUGAUUCUGAAAGCCUUAAGAAAACAAAGGAAAUGGUAGUUGCUGGCUCUGAAUAUGCUUCAUCAGAAAGCAUGAAAGAGAAGCGUUUCUUAUAUGAUAUUGUUGCAAAUGGUCGAAAUGGAAUAGAUGUUGACAAGUUUGAUUACAUUGUUCGUGAUUCCAGGGCUUGUGGUUUAGGUUGCAAUUUUGAGUUUCGUAGCCUUCUCUCUGUCUCUCUCACCAAAAAAAAAAAACCUGUCAGGUUAUUGGAGACGAUGCGAGUAAUAGAUGAUGAGAUAUGCUAUCGUGCUAAGGAAUAUCUUACAAUCCACAAGUUAUUUGCCACUCGUGCUGAUCUGCAUCGAACAGUCUAUAUGCAUGCAAAAGUAAAGGCAAUAGAGCUCAUGGUGAUAGAUGCACUGUUAAAAGCAAAUGAUCAUCUUAAGAUUUCAUCCUUCAUCGAUCAACCAGCAGAAUAUUGGAAGUUAGAUGACUCAAUAUUAAAAACCAUUGAAACUGCUCCUGACCAAGAGCUGAAGGAAUCUAGAGAUUUGAUCCUACGGAUUCGGAGAAGGGAUCUGUAUCAGUUCUGCAAUGAAUUCUCUGUUCCAAAGGAUAGGCUGGAGCACUUCAAAGACAUCACUCCCCAAGAUAUUAUUUGUUCUCAGAAAAAUAGCAGCAUUACUCUAAAAGAAGAAGAUGUUUCUGUGAGCAAUGUCAGGAUUAACUUGACACGUGGGAGGAACAACCCUCUGGAAAGCAUCAAAUUUUUCAAGGAUUUUGAGAGUGAUGAGAAGUUCCCCAUACAAGAUGAUCGCAUCAGUCACUUGCUGCCUGCAGGUUACGAAGAUAGAAUUGUGAGGGUGUACUCUAAAAAGCCUGAACUGGUGGAAGCAGUUUCUGAGGCCUUUGAAAAUUUUCAGCUAAAGACAUACAGAAUGAAAGCCCAAGUACAUGACACACCUGAGAAGAAGAAACGCAGAAGGAGUAUAAAUCUUCCCCAACAAUGUGAGUGCACUAAUUUUGCUUCACCUCUCUCAUGUAGUGACACUGUGACAGUUAAUAGUGGCUCCAAUGAUUUGAUUGAUGAAAUUUGUUUGUUCCCCACAUGUAUUAAUGACACUGUCACAACCUUAUUUUCAAGCAUUCAUGAGCCAGAGGGAAGUUCCAAAUUGGCUUCUGGUUACCUUCUCCAUCCUUGAUUUGGAUUAAA
Vitis riparia (riverbank grape) is the source of this 1813-nucleotide messenger RNA. RefSeq names its product deoxynucleoside triphosphate triphosphohydrolase SAMHD1 homolog. Gene Ontology annotation, molecular function: dGTPase activity. Lineage: Eukaryota; Viridiplantae; Streptophyta; Magnoliopsida; Vitales; Vitaceae. The record is from RefSeq and is a predicted model, not a curated record. The coding region runs from base 144 to 1802 and encodes 552 amino acids. The transcript is spliced from 20 exons. Gene Ontology annotation, cellular component: nucleus. Gene Ontology annotation, biological process: dGTP catabolic process.